AUGGACAAGAGAGGUAUACUCAUUUCGUCCUUGGAUGCGGCCGUUUUGAAGCGGUUGUACCAUCUCCUCCAGCCGAGGGACGUCACAGACGUUCCAUUCGAAGACGUGGUCAAGACACUAGAUGAACACUUUGCCCCGAAGAGGUUCGAAAGGGCAAAACUAUUCUCGACUCGACAGGAAGAAAACGAGCCCGUGAAGGAUUUUCUGAACCGCCUACGAGCCAUACAUGCGACUUUUGAAUACGAAACCGAAGCAGACAUACGUGCCUGUUCAUCUGACAGCCUUCAUAGUCGGCAUACGAGAUCAGCGUAUUCAGCGAAGCUUGUACUCGAGAAGAAUCUCACCAUUGAGAUUGCUUUACGGCUUGCCGGAAGCUCGCUAGCAGCUGAAGCAGGAUCCCGUGAUAUGGGCUCCCUGGUAGUGGCAAAGGUCUCCCAGUCAACUAGAACUACAGGAAAAUGUUUUCGCUGUGGGAAUUUCAACAACGAUGAGGCAAACUGCCGUUUUCGCCAGGAAUCGUAUCACGACUGUGGCAAGCGAGGACACAUUGUCAGCAUGUGUACGCACACAGGACGCACUUCGCAAAAGUCCAAAAACAAGUCGUCAAGAAGAAAAGUGCAGACUGUUACCAUAUCGAAUGUAUUCUCCGUGGAUAAUGGUGACGUGAAGUUCUCCUUGCGAUACUCCUGUGAGAUACUUGGCACCAAGGUUACCCUACAAGGCGACACGGGAUCACAGGCAACGUUGCUGAACCGGUCCACGUGCUUGAACCCAAUCAAAGUUCUUGGAAGGAGUUUUCUAUAUGUCCGUUGGAGGGAUCAUCUGUUUUCGUUGGAAGCCAUCAUCACGGAAGCGCCCACAGUCAACAUAUUAGGGAGGACGUGGACUUCUGCCCUGAUGAUUGAUCUGAACAAGAUGUUCGUGGGUGUCACCAACACUGUUGCAGACCGAGGGAAAAUUCCUGAAACAUUGCUCCAGAAGCAUCCAGGCGUGUUCCGAGAUGGUCUUGGGAGGUGCACUACGACAAAGGUUCAUCUUCAGUUCAAGCCGGAUAGUCACCCCAAGUUCUUCAAUUCACGGCCUAUACCCCUCGCCAUCCGUACUGCCGUGAAGCAAGAUUUGGAGCGCAAAGUCAAUAAUGGAGUUCGCCCGUUGAAGCUUCCGCUUGGACUGCGCUCAUCGUCGUCGUACCCAAACCAAAUGGCUCUGUACGUGUUUGUGGAGAUUUCUGCGUGA
Molecule: messenger RNA, 1236 nt
Organism: Ornithodoros turicata
Lineage: Eukaryota; Metazoa; Arthropoda; Arachnida; Ixodida; Argasidae
Exons: 2
Coding region: 1-1236 (411 amino acids)
Source: RefSeq, a predicted model, not a curated record